CCCAGAAAGUAGCUCGUGUGUCCCUCUCGGCUCCCCGUACAGGAAGCUAGGGCUGGAGAGGAGGGAGCCACCCGGACAUGGCGGCUGCGGGGAUGAAAAAGCUGGCAGCACUCACCACCUUGACAUCUCUGAAUGUGUAUGCCAUAGCUGAGGAGGAACCCUCCGCAAAGCCACUGAAGCCAACUCAGCUCCCCAUUUAUAACGUACCAUGUCUCCAUUCUAAGUACAUUGAAGAGCAGCCUGGGCGCUUACAAACGGGCAUUGCUUCCGUCCGAACUACAGCCUGUCAUUAUGUUGGCUGGUGCAAAGGUGUCUAUGUUUGGAUGAGAAACGGAAUAAGGGAUACAGUACAGUUUGGGAAAGAUGCAUAUCUUUAUCUGAAGAAUCCGCCUCAAGAUUUUCUUCCAAAAAUUGGUGUGAUUACAGCUUCAGGAUUGCUUGGCUUGAUUUCAGCCAAAAAAGGCUCUAAAUUUAAGAAAAUUGCUUAUCCAUUGGGACUGACCGCUUUAGGAGCAUCUGUUUGCUACCCAGCUCAGGCAAUAUUAAUUACCAAGGUUACUGGGGGAAAGGCAUAUGCUACAAGCCAGUGGAUUUAUGAAGUUCUUGGGUCAUUGUGGACAGAAAACGACACACAAAAAGAAACUGAACUCAAAGAAGAAGUGAAGCUUAGAAGAGACGUCAAACUUGACACACCUGCAGCUAUGGCAGCAACACAAUCCAAAGUGUCCACGCUCAGUGCUGAAGUGGCAGGCAGACCAGCACCAUCCUCAGCAGGUGCUGUUACAGCCACACAAUUUAAGGCUGACCCCAAGCUCAUGGACCACGGUCAGUCCAGUCCAGAAGAUGUAGAUAUGUACAGCACUAGAAGUUGAAAUAAACUGCAUACAGAUCUUCAAGAAGUAGAAAGCUUGGCAAAUAAUAUAACUGGGCCCCCUAGCUAUAUCGCUUAAUCAGGUAUUUCCUUAACUUUUCAUCCAUCCAUCCAUCCACAGACAGACUCUGAAAGCAAUCAAAGCUGAGUUCAGUGUUGUCAGGAUGCAUUGGAUGCCAUACAAUGGGGCGCACUUAACACAGAAGAUGGAAUAAAGAUAUGAGCAUCACAGAGGCUUUGACAUUUUAAAUAUAUCUCUGAUUUAGCUGCCCUCUUAAUGUGACAGCUAAGCAAGAAUCCUGGGUAAAUGUUUUCUUUCUUUUUUACACUUUGGAGGUCUGGAGCAAAAUAUUCACAUUAAAGUACCAGGGCCUGAUAUUGGUAUUUUCAACCAUCUUUAAAUGUCAGAAACCAGCUCUGGCUGCUGCAUUUGUCUAAUAUAUUGCAUUUCUUUAAUAUAUGUAAGCAUGAAGAACAGAUCUUUUCAACAUCCUUCCUUUACUCUCAGAAGUAAUUGAAAUAAAAUAAAUUUGUGUGA
This is a messenger RNA of Phascolarctos cinereus (koala), 1409 nucleotides long. The record is from RefSeq and is a predicted model, not a curated record. NCBI's taxonomy places the organism in Eukaryota, Metazoa, Chordata, Mammalia, Diprotodontia, Phascolarctidae.